Molecule: messenger RNA, 2698 nt
Organism: Mizuhopecten yessoensis (Yesso scallop)
Lineage: Eukaryota; Metazoa; Mollusca; Bivalvia; Pectinida; Pectinidae
Exons: 2
Coding region: 491-1363 (290 amino acids)
Source: RefSeq, a predicted model, not a curated record
CGUGGGGCAGUAGCCAGGUACUGGCCCUUGGUUGGUGGGUUUUGUUCUGCGGCUACUCUGGUGUUUCUUCCACCACCACCACCAAAUCCCGGCACGUCCUUAAAUGACCAUAGCUGUUACAUGUAAUAAGGCGUAGCAAACAAAUUUCAACAAAACCAAGCAUAUCCCCUUUCAGUAUGGCGAGCAUAUCUUUUUACUACAAUAACAAGUAUUCGCUUAGCGACAGUGGUUGUAAAAUAAAGCCUCGGGCUGAAAUAUAAUGUAUUUGUGUAUAUGGAUUUUAUGGCACGCAUAGGAAACGACAGUUGGCAAUCGUUUUAUAACCGACACGUUGUCUCGCAUAAUUACAUACAGCAGGUAGCUAUUGGUUAACGCAUGCGUUCUUUAUUUAACAUAAGAAUUCAAAGCUGGCAAGUGUUGCCAUCAGAGUGAACUAAAACUACCAGAUUCACGAUUUUUCUUGCUUUAAAGAUAGGACGCUGUCUAUAAGAUGCGCAGGCCGGUCGUACUUGUCUUAUGUGGAGGCGCCAUUUGCACCUUUUACUUGCUGUACAACCUUAAGCAUGACAACUCCGAUAGGAAUAGCCUGAUGCUGACCCCUCCUUUUGCCGUCCAAAGUAAUACACGUAACUACUUGUCCCAGCUUCCCAGGAAAACAUGUUCCAGCAAUCAAACAUACAUCGAUUUUGGGGCAAUACUGAACAAACUACAGACGGAACGGGUCGCGAAAUGUGUUGCCAAUUACGACAUCGAUGCUCCAAAAGGUUUACAAAAAGAUGGUAUUUAUAGACCGAUACGGUAUACUAGCCACGCUUAUUUAAACAGCAGCAGUUUCAUGAUUGAGGCCGGGGGUCAUCUAGGGCACGAUAUCAGUGAGUUUAACUCACGAUAUCAUCCAGGCCACUACGUCGUCCUGGAACCUGUUGGGAACUUUUUCAAUGUUUUACGGGAGAAAUUCAAGGAUUCACCGAACAUUGUUUUGUACAACUUUGGGGUCGAUGUGAAUGACGGUGUUUUCCAAGCUGGUCAAGGUAAUGACGGAACGUCGAUUUACAAAAAGGGAAAAGACGGUUUUGUACUUAAGAUCGUUGCAGUUUCAAAGCUCUUCGAGAAACUAAAGGUUGCUGAGAAGAAAGUUGACCUCGUAACAUUAAACUGUGAGGGAUGUGAAUACGCCUUUCUGGAUUUCUUACUGUCCACAGACUACAUUCAUCAGUUCCGUAACAUACAAUAUCAGUCUCACAGAGUACCUGAAAUUUGUUUUCCCGUGAAACGUUUCUGUUGGUACCAGGAACUUCUAGCUAAAACACACAAACUUGUGUUUCAACAUAAAUUUACUUGGGAAAGUUGGACACAAACAUAAAUCCUUUCCUGAAAAUCCAUUAAGAAAUGAAAGGUUUGAAAGACAAGACCAUUUGAUGUUAAACGAAAAACAAGGGUCGCGAGGGAAUAAAACAAUCCCCACUUAAAAGAUAUGCAUGUCUAGUGAGUUGAACUAAACUAGACCAAUUGAUCGCUACAUGAAAGCGUAUUGACAUUUACUUGGUUAUGCCAUUAUCUUUUUUUUAUAACUCUAGCAUUGUUUACAAAUUGUACAUUGUAGCACUCAGUCACGUUCCACACAAAUGAAUUGAGCUCCAUAACAUGUUAGCCUAAAAUAUGAACUGACUGAUACUUAAUAUACACUACAAGUAUUUUAUACCGUUAUUUUUUAAUACACAUAAAUUAGAUAUCAUUGUUUCUGAAUGACCUUAAACAGUUUUACACACACACACACACACACACGUGUAACAACCGAUAUCAACACUGGCAGCUUUCACUCUUUACAUGGCUCUUCGGGUUUAAUUCAAAAGGACAUAGGUAACAGAAUACAGCGAUUUCUGUUAAAGGACUUGGUGUUUCCGAAAAUAGAAUUAUGACGUGUCUCCAGACGAACAAACCGUCCCGAUUCCGUAGCUUUUUGGAGGGUUUUUUCAGAUUGCUUACAUUACUGUUUUGAAAAUAAUAAAACAAUUAUAGCCUUUAACUUCGGUCGAUACCUGGAUUUAUCGACCCGAGAAAAGAUAUAUUGACCGAUGACUGCAUAAAUCCAGGUAUCUACCUCAGCCAAAGCCUAUAAUUGAAUAGUAUUUGUGACUAACUUCUAGAUUGAUUGUAAACCUCUAUCGGUAUAUUUUUAAUGAUGACUGCAUUUCUUAUGUUAUGAAGUUUGAUGGUUAUAAUAUGGUAUAUCACAAUGGUAUUAGUUUUAAACUGUAAUGAUUUCACAAGAAAAGUAAAAGAAUAUCCAAAGGACCAAUAUUAAGUAGUACAUUUGCAAUAAAAAAAAAUGUUUUCAAUAUCAUAAAAUAUACAUUCACAGUGAUAUGCAUCUUCGCCAGCCAAGGGUUGAUCGUGGUAUUGGUAUUGUCUUCAUGUGAAGAGUAGGUAGAUCGUACCGGAUCAACCCUUGGCUGGCGAAGAUGAGUGAUAUGAGGAAUGAUAUGACUUUUUAUAGCUAUAUAUAUAUGAUAUAAAAUCAUUAUCAGGCACGCCCUAUUAGACAAGUUAACAUGGAACAGGAUCACUGCAUAACUGUUGGUUAAGACAAAAUAUUUAAUAUUCUUUUACUGUAAAUUAACUUCAGCAUAUAUUCAAACAAAAUAUACCAGAUCGAAAACAAAUAGACAAAACAUCGUCUUAAAUAAAAAUGUCACAG